This is a messenger RNA of Cyanidioschyzon merolae strain 10D, 1044 nucleotides long. RefSeq names its product malate dehydrogenase, cytoplasmic. The coding region runs from base 1 to 1044 and encodes 347 amino acids. Gene Ontology annotation, molecular function: L-malate dehydrogenase (NAD+) activity. The transcript has a single exon. The record is from RefSeq and is a predicted model, not a curated record. Lineage: Eukaryota; Rhodophyta; Bangiophyceae; Cyanidiales; Cyanidiaceae. Gene Ontology annotation, biological process: malate metabolic process; tricarboxylic acid cycle; oxaloacetate metabolic process.
AUGGAAAGUCUGGCUCGUUUGACACCUUUAUAUCCAGAUCGCGCUCUAAUUGUUGCAGUGACGGGCGCUGCUGGUCAAAUCGCGUACUCGCUUCUUCCGCUUCUCGCGUCGGGUACGGUGUUCGGGCCUCAGCAGCGGAUCAAGCUCCAACUGCUCGACGUGCCCGCAGCAGAGAGCGUUUUAAAAGGCGUCUGUUGUGAGCUUGAGGAUGGCGCGUAUCCGCUUCUUGAUCAUCCGGUGCUGUACACGUCCGUUGCUGAUGAGGCUUUUGCCGGUGCAGACAUUGUUGUGCUGCUUGGAUCGUUUCCUCGCAAGCCCGGUAUGGAGCGGAAAGACUUGUUGGCGAAAAACGGUACCAUCUUUCGUGAUCAGGGGCAAGCUCUGAAUCGCGUCGCUAAAGCGGACGCGCACGUGAUUGUUGUGGGCAAUCCCGCCAACACGAAUGCCUGGACGCUUUCGCAGUUUUGCACGAAAAUCCCGAAGGAGCACAUCACCGCGCUCGCCCGGCUUGAUCACAACCGCUUAAAGUCACUGGUCGCGAGGAAACUCGACUCUGCGGUAUCGGACGUCCACAAUGUGAUUAUUUGGGGCAACCACUCAGCGACGCAAUACCCGGACGUGACCUAUGCCUAUACCCCGCAGAUUGUACAAGGAAAGAUGCGGGCGGCACUCGGAGGCGAUUCGCAGCUCGCUUCGGAAGUGAUUCCUUUGAUUCAAAAGCGUGGUGCUGAGGUACUUGCGCUUCGCAAGCUGAGCAGUGCCAUGUCGGCGGCGAAGGCCAUCGGCGACCAUCUGCGCGACUGGAUGUUUGGCACCCAAACGGAAAACGAGAUCGUCAGUAUGAUUGUGCCUUCGGAUGGGAGCUAUGGUAUCGACAAAGGUCUGAUGUUCGCGUUCCCGGUCCAGUGUCAUCGUGGUGGCAAAUAUAGAAUAGUUUCGGAUCUUCGUAUCGACGAUUUCAGCCGCAAAUACAUUGAGACAACGCUUGCUGAGCUGCGCAGUGAACGCGAAGAGGCCAUGCGCCUGGUCUCUAAGAUGUGUUGA